Molecule: messenger RNA, 883 nt
Organism: Chondrus crispus (carragheen)
Lineage: Eukaryota; Rhodophyta; Florideophyceae; Gigartinales; Gigartinaceae
Product: 20S core proteasome subunit beta 2
Exons: 2
Coding region: 1-840 (279 amino acids)
Cellular component (GO): proteasome core complex
Molecular function (GO): threonine-type endopeptidase activity
Source: RefSeq, a predicted model, not a curated record
AUGACUUCCUCUGGGAACGCACCGGGCGGAUUCUCAUUUGACAAUGUGAUCCGUAACAGUAUGUUGCAGCAAAAGGGGUACGCUCCGCCGACCGCGCGGAAGACGGGUACCACCAUUGCGGGGGUUGUUUUCUCUGGGGGCGUCGUUCUUGGGGCUGAUACACGCGCGACGUCGGGGCCAACAGUGUUUGAGAAAAAUUGCCAGAAGAUCCACUACAUCGCGGACAGUAUCAUGUGCUGUGGAGCGGGUACUGCUGCAGACACGGACGCCACAACGCAGCUCAUCUCAUCUCAGUUGGCUUUGCAUAGCCUCGCCACCCGUCGUGCUCCUCGUGUCGCGACUGCGCUCAACAUGCUGAAGCAAAUGCUGUUUAGAUACCAGGGUCACAUUUCCGCCGCUCUCGUACUAGGCGGUGUGGACUUCCACGGACCACAUUUGUACACCGUUUAUCCGCAUGGAUCUACAGAUCGCCUACCUUACGUGACCAUGGGGUCUGGAUCGCUGGCAGCGAUGGCAGUAUUUGAGUCAAAGUACAAAGAAGAUAUGACUGCUGACGAAGCGAAGCAACUUGUUUACGAGGGCAUUUCUGCCGGUAUAUUCAACGAUCUGGGAUCCGGAGGGAAUGUCGAUUUGUGCAUUAUUACGAAGGAGGGCAAGGAGCUCAUCCGGGGCUAUGCGAAGGAGAAUGAGCGUAAGUAUCGGCGCCCGGCUGGAUACAUUUUCCCACAUGGUGCGACACCGGUCAUUGCUGGUUCGGAACAAUUCAAGGGUCCCGAGAAGGGAUUCUCGGUCGUUGCAGAAGUUGCGCCUGCGCAGGACACCAUGGAUGUCUCUGCAUAGUUUUGAGUAUCGAUGUGAUAAAAUUGACUUGUACAUCUGAGAA